AUGCAACAAAUUCGUGAGCGUAUCAUGGGUCAAAUCUCAGAUACCAUAAAGAGUUUUCUUCAAUCGGUUGAUUCAUCGCCAAUUCGAAUACUUGGUGAUGUUCCCAACAGUAUUCUCGAUUCCAGAGAUUAUUUGGGGUCUAUACGUCCAUUUGUGUCAAAGGUCGAGGGUUCCCUUCGAAAAGAUCGGCCAGACAACCAGACUUCCUUCCUCGCUGUGAACAUAUACCCCGGUCGCCACUCUUAUUUCGUGCUAGAUCUCAACAAUGUCGACUAUGUCUAUGAGACUGCUCAUAAAGACAUGACUCCAAUAUCUGUCUACGUCCUUCGCCUAUCAAAAAGAAAUCCUACAAUUUUCAGAAGGGAAGCCCUAGACAAAACACUCGCUGAGACACUUGCAGCGAUGCACAAUGGGCACGGCCAAGACACUCUACCUUUGAUUGACGAUCAUAACCGGGUUGUUCAAUACCGCAACCCGCGCAGCCUUCAGCCUUGA
Penicillium digitatum Pd1 is the source of this 495-nucleotide messenger RNA. Lineage: Eukaryota; Fungi; Ascomycota; Eurotiomycetes; Eurotiales; Aspergillaceae. The record is from RefSeq and is a predicted model, not a curated record.